AUGGCUGGAGUGCUUUGGCAUUUUAAUUACCACCUUCCCAUGAGGCUGGAGACAGAUGCGAGUGAUUUCGCCAUCGCUGGGGUGCUCAAACAAGAGCACGAGGGAUGUUGGCAUCCGGUAGCAUUCUACUCCAGGAAGAUGUCCUCGGCUGAAAAGAACUAUGAAAUUCAUGAUAAAGAACUUCUAGCAGUGGUAGCUUCAGAUUUUGACUUCAUAUUGCAGUAUCACCCAGGAGACAAGGGAGGCGAACCUGAUGCCCUCACUAGACGAAUUGACAUGCAACCAAUCGGUGAAGAACAGGAACACAAUGUGUGGCAACUGCUGCCUUCUUGGGUGUUCGAAAAGGUGGAAUCUGGCAUUGAAAUAGGAAGUGGGUUACGACAGAUUCCAGCAGAAAAUGUAAUAACAAGCACAAUACUACCGAUUUCGGCAGAAUCGGUCUUACCAACAGACUUAGAGAAUGAGUCUGUAUUGGCAGCUCCCAUGCUCACGAUGGAUACCAUAGCAACAAAAGGACUCAGGGACCUGACCAAGAUCUUUCAGCCUUUGGAUCCAGAGCUACAGGAGAUACAUGCCAAGAAGCCAUUCGAGACCAAAGAUGGCUUAUGGCAUAGUGGGGGAAGAUUGGUUAUACCGAAGUUCAUGGUCAUGACCCAAUGCCACGAUGGUAUCACCGCCAGUCAUGUGGGACGAGACGCCACCAUCAAAGUGGCCCAGAGGCACUAUUGGUGGCCCAACAUGACAGCUUGGAUUGCUGACUAUGUUGCAAGCUGCCCCAUAUGUGCUAGGUACAAAGCCCCUCGCCAUCGUCCAUAUGGCUUGCUCCAACUGCUCGCCACACCAGACAGACCAUGGGGUUCAUUCAUUUCAAAGGCAUGGAAAGUGUUCACUAAGGGUAUAGGUGCUAAGCACUCCCUCAGCACAGCUUAUCACCCACAGACUGACAGACAAACUGAGAGGGUCAGCCAGGUGGUAGAGCAGUACUUGAGAAUGUAUUGCAACUAUGAGCAGAACGAUUGGGCUGAUCUGCUCAAGACAGCAGUGUUUGUGUAUAACAACACAGUCCACAAUAGUAUCAGUGUCUCACCGUUCUUCGCUUGUUAUGGUUGGAACCCGAAGGCUCACCCUGACAUUCCUCAGUGGCUGGGAGUCAAUGACCCAGAUCGUUCCGAGUUCUUAGUCAAUGGAAAAGAGCACUGCAAGUACCUCCAGGACCAGAUUAGGGAAGCACAAUGUCACACAGUGGAACAGUACAACCGGAAACACAAAGACAUCGAGUUUAAGGUGGGCGAUAUGGAUCACAUUGCCAGCCAGCCUCAGAAGGAGGAUCUCGAUUUUGAAGUCGAAGCACUCAUUGGCAAACAUUCAUGCAACAGGACAACCGAAUAUAAGGUGCUCUGGAGAGGGUACCCAGAAGAGGCUGCCUCUUGGGAACCAGUGUCGAAUCUCAAUUGCCCUGACCUCAUCCAGGAGUAUGAGGCAUCGGCGGGGGGACGAGACUAG
This is a messenger RNA of Ustilago hordei, 1503 nucleotides long. RefSeq lists its product as uncharacterized. Gene Ontology annotation, biological process: DNA integration. The transcript is spliced from 6 exons. NCBI's taxonomy places the organism in Eukaryota, Fungi, Basidiomycota, Ustilaginomycetes, Ustilaginales, Ustilaginaceae. The coding region runs from base 1 to 1503 and encodes 500 amino acids. Gene Ontology annotation, molecular function: nucleic acid binding. The record is from RefSeq and is a predicted model, not a curated record.